ACAGCCUGCACGCUUGACAAGUGCGCCUCCCCCCUCCGUGCCUCGUUUGACAUCCCCAUCGUCAUAGGCUUCGCCUCUGGCUUUUUUUUUUUUUUUUUUAAGGCCACAGCUCAACGCCAGCCACAGAUUACCCAUUCUGCUCACACGCAGGCACGGAAGCAGAAAGGAGAGACGCAGGGAGAAACAGACGCGCACACGAAAGAUUUUGCGCGCAAUCGGCGCCAGGCAGAAGACGAGGAGACUGCUGGAUCUAUUCGUGCUCAUUGAAGCAUUUUUCCUCCACUGCAAAGUUGAAGACUCCCUUGGUUAUCAGUCGCGUCACUGGUCGUCUGCGGUGAUAACUUUGCGCACCUGUGGAUGCCGCAAACGCCUGCUUGAUGCUCGGACUCCAGUCGUUGAUACAUCGCGGCUUCUUCAGUUAAUAUCCAGUCAUCCAUCCCACGCCUGCACCAUGCUACCGAGUGUAGCUCUCCUGGUGCUGCUCUUCGUCCCAAGCUGCGUUGCGUCGUACGUGCCGUGCGAGCCGUGCGACCAGAAGGCCCGUUCCAUGUGCCCGCCGGUGCCGGUGGGUUGUCAAGCGGUGAAGGAGCCCGGCUGCGGAUGCUGCCUGACGUGCGCGCUCGAGGACGGCCAGUCUUGCGGCGUGUACACGGGGCCGUGUACUCGCGGGCUGCGAUGCCUUCCCAAAAACGGCGAGGAGAAGCCUCUGCACGCCCUCCUGCACGGCCGCGGCGUUUGCAGAAACGAGAAGUUGUACAAACUGCUGCAGCCUUCUAAAGAUUCCAUGAUGCCCCAAACCAAGGUGCCCAUUUAUGGACGGGACCACAUCAGCAGUCGGAAGGCCCAGGCGAUGAAGCAGGCUAAGGAUCGCAAAAAGCAGCUAGCCAGGGUGGGACCCAAUAGCAACUUGGACUUCCCUCUGCACGGCCUGGAGAAAUUGGAGCCUCAGUUUGGGCCCUGCAGGAGACGUCUGGAUCACCUGGUUCAAAGCAUGAAGGACACAUCUCGGGUCUUGGCUCUAUCUUUGUACAUCCCCAACUGUGACAAAAAAGGUUUCUUCAAGCGCAAACAGUGCAAACCGUCCCGCGGCCGCAGGAGGGGGAUAUGUUGGUGCGUGGAUCGCUUCGGUGCCAAGAUCCCAGGCAUAAACUACGCCGGUGGUGACUUGCAGUGCAAAGACUUGGACAGCAGCAGCAACAGGAACGAGUGAGGUUGAAGUUUCGCCGUCACACGUGAUGAGUGCCAACUCGCAGUCUGAUUUGUCACUGUGUGGUCGUGAUGGACUGUUCUGACUUUAAAAGGGAAACAAACUGCUUGUACAUACUCUAACUGUGGUUUUAAACGGACUGUGUGUGUGUGUGUGUGUGUGUGUGCGUGAUAACUCCUUGAUGUGCUCACCAUUAGCAAACAUAAGAGGGAUGAUUUCCAUGAUUUCUUUAUUUUUGGGCUUUUAAUGUUUUGUUUUUUUUUGCUUAUAUGCGCCAACCACCCUUACUACGAUCAAGCAAAAUUAUACGUUGCUAUUUCCAAGCAAAAAUACCAAAAAUAUAAUGACGAAUUAUAAGGAUAGACAGAUUAAUAUGUCAUCGUAAAAUGUGGUGGCAGAAAGGAAAGUGGACCUUAGACCAGCUAAAAGCAGGUCUAAUUUGCGGCGCAGGUGGUCUAUUUUGUGUGUCUGUGCCGUGCCCUUCGAAAAAAGCUCAUCUUUUGGGACCUGCAUGCAAAUGAUAUGUAAAGGCCUGAUGUGGUAUGUAUGCAUUCGUCUGUGAGCAUCAGAGUUGAAGCAAAUCCACCUGGCUGCACUGAGUUCGUAUGGAAAUCUAAGUGCCUUUGGCCACAUGGCAAUUUGCAUGGCGCUUGGGGUAGGUGAAUCCAAGGUGGAGAUCGAUAGAUGGGGAACGAUUUGAUCAGAGAUGGCGCUACACCGUCACAAAGCCCCCCCCCCCGUUAAGCCUGUCAAGCAGUUUAUCUGAUUAAUGUAUUGAUACAUUAUUUUCUCAUAUCGGGCAAGCACCUCCUGGAGUUGCUGAUCCUGGGUUUGAUUUGAUGUUUUUUUCCCCCCCAUCACCUUCUUUGUGUUUAUUUUAUGACAAUGCAUCAUGCCUUGCAAAAGUCAAUUGAUGGGUUUAUAAUUGUAAGCCUGUCCCCCUCCCGUCCAUCGAUUCAGGCGUGCGUACAAUGUGGCAAAUAAAAGAAAUUGACUAUGAUGUGAACAUAGUAAAAAUAUUUAUCACUUGUGUCGUUCAUGUACUCGUUUUUUGUAAGACAAAUCACUAUUUAAUUAAAGAACCUGUACUCUGGAAAAGCAA
Messenger RNA from Syngnathus acus (greater pipefish), 2309 nucleotides. RefSeq names its product insulin-like growth factor-binding protein 5. Gene Ontology annotation, cellular component: extracellular region. Lineage: Eukaryota; Metazoa; Chordata; Actinopteri; Syngnathiformes; Syngnathidae. Bases 452 to 1210 code for a protein of 252 amino acids. Gene Ontology annotation, biological process: regulation of insulin-like growth factor receptor signaling pathway. The transcript has 5 exons. Gene Ontology annotation, molecular function: fibronectin binding; insulin-like growth factor II binding; insulin-like growth factor I binding. The record is from RefSeq and is a predicted model, not a curated record.